Messenger RNA from Microcebus murinus (gray mouse lemur), 5241 nucleotides. RefSeq names its product deltex E3 ubiquitin ligase 4 (gene DTX4). Gene Ontology annotation, biological process: protein ubiquitination; Notch signaling pathway. The record is from RefSeq and is a predicted model, not a curated record. Gene Ontology annotation, molecular function: zinc ion binding. NCBI's taxonomy places the organism in Eukaryota, Metazoa, Chordata, Mammalia, Primates, Cheirogaleidae.
GGAGAGAGGGUGUGCGCGCGUGUGUGUGCGGGUGUGAGUGUGCGAGUGCGUGCGCAGGCCCCGAGACACUGCGUGUUUCCAGCUCGCGCUGCGGACACCGAUCGUGCUGCAUUAAAAACAAAAGACAAUCACAUUCUGGGAAGGAGGCUGCAAAGUUGCGGCCGGGCGACAGCGGCGGUCCCGGGCCGCGUCAUGGCGGGUCGCCUCUCCGCAGCGAGGAGCCGGGGAAACCCCCGUGGACGCGGGUUUGCCUUAGCGCCCCGCUUGGGAGGGGCGAUUCCUUCUGGAAGCGACUGAGCAGAGCCACAAGGAGGGGGAGCUGUCCCCGUGGCGGCGACUGCACCUCGUGCGGCGAGAGGGUGGGGAGGGAGGGGAGAGGGGAGGAGAAGCGAGCGUGCCAUUCCGGGCGCGACCGUGCGGCGAGAUCCCACCCCGGCGUCUGCAGAGCCCGAGGCGCAACUGGUGCGAGGGUUGGGUCCUCGCCUCGCCGCCAGCCCCAGCGCGCGGCCGCCGGGUGGCUUUUGCAAGGCGGGGGCCUGUUUGCAGAGAGCCGGGCAUUUGCAUGAAGCGACUCGACCCCACGGAGCAGCGGCAGCAGCGGCGGACCCCGGCGGCGGCGGCGGCGCGCGGUCCGACCCAGGCGGCCCCGGGCCCCGGGCCCCGGUGGAUGCGCGGCUGGGGAGGAGCCCAUGGGCCGGAGCUGAGGCUGCCCGGGGCGGCGGGGCGCGGGGCGGGGGGCGCGGUCGAGGCCCGGAGGCGGCGGCGCCGGAGGAAGCGGAGGAGGUCGGGCGCUCGGGGCCCGGGAGGCAGGCAGCGCAGCGCCGCAGCCCCGGGCUCGCCAUGCUCCUGGCCUCGGCCGUGGUGGUCUGGGAAUGGCUGAACGAGCACGGCCGCUGGCGUCCCUACAGUCCGGCCGUGAGCCACCACAUCGAGGCGGUGGUCCGCGCCGGCCCCCGCGCGGGGGGCAGCGUGGUGCUGGGCCAGGUGGACAGCCGUCUCGCGCCCUACAUCAUCGACCUGCAGUCCAUGAACCAGUUCCGCCAAGACACGGGGACCCUCCGCCCAGUCCGCCGCAACUACUACGACCCGUCCUCAGCCCCCGGGAAGGGCGUGGUGUGGGAGUGGGAGAAUGACAACGGCUCUUGGACACCCUACGACAUGGAAGUGGGCAUCACCAUCCAGCACGCGUAUGAGAAGCAGCACCCCUGGAUCGACCUCACCUCCAUCGGCUUCAGCUACGUCAUCGACUUCAGCACCAUGGGCCAGAUCAACCGGCAGACCCAGCGCCAGCGCCGUGUGCGCAGGCGCCUCGACCUCAUCUACCCCAUGGUCACAGGCACCUUGCCUAAGGCUCAGUCCUGGCCAGUCAGCCCUGGGUCGGCCACCUCGCCCCCUGCGCCCCCCUGCUCCUGUCCACAGUGUGUCUUGGUGAUGAGUGUUAAGGCGGCCGUGGUCCAUGGCAGCUCUGGGCCCCUGCAGCCCCCGGCGACACGCAAGAACAUGCCCCCUUCCGGAGUGGUCAAGCUGCCUCCCCCACCAGGCCCCGGGGCCAAGGCACUGGACAGCGCAGGCACCCUUCGAGGCCCGGUGAAAACAGCCCCAUCGCAGGUGACCCGGCGACAAACCUCCAGCAAGCCGGCUGGGGCAACUGUGGGCUCUCCUGCCAGCCCCCCAGGAGCCAACGGCAAGACUACGGGAAGGGUCGCCCUGGCCACCCUGAAUCGUACCAACCUGCAGCGGCUGGCCAUCGCCCAGUCCCGGGUGCUGAUCGCCUCCGGGGUCCCCACUGUCCCAGUGAAGAACCUAAACGGGUCCAGUCCUGUCAACCCUGCCUUAGCAGGAAUCACUGGGAUCCUCAUGAGUGCAGCGGGGCUGCCCGUGUGUCUCACCAGGCCACCAAAGCUGGUCCUACACCCACCCCCCGUCAGCAAGAGUGAAAUAAAAUCCAUCCCAGGGGUUUCCAACACAAGCCGCAAGACCACCAAAAAACAAGCCAAGAAAGGUAAAACCCCAGAGGAAGUGCUGAAGAAGUAUCUGCAGAAAGUCCGGCACCCCCCAGACGAGGAUUGCACCAUCUGUAUGGAGCGCCUCACGGCCCCCUCGGGCUACAAGGGCCCACAGCCGACCGUGAAGCCCGACCUGGUGGGAAAGCUGUCCAGAUGCGGCCACAUCUACCACAUCUACUGCCUGGUGGCCAUGUACAACAAUGGGAACAAGGAUGGAAGUUUGCAGUGUCCAACCUGUAAGACCAUUUAUGGGGUGAAGACAGGCACCCAGCCCCCGGGGAAGAUGGAAUACCACCUCAUCCCCCAUUCUUUGCCUGGCCACCCAGACUGCAAAACCAUCCGGAUCAUCUACAGCAUUCCCCCCGGCAUUCAGGGGCCCGAACACCCGAAUCCUGGGAAGAGUUUCAGCGCCCGUGGCUUCCCCCGACACUGCUACCUUCCAGACAGCGAGAAAGGGAGAAAAGUUCUGAAGCUGCUGCUCGUGGCCUGGGACCGGCGCCUCAUCUUUGCCAUCGGCACCUCCAGCACCACGGGCGAGUCAGACACGGUCAUCUGGAAUGAGGUCCACCACAAGACGGAGUUUGGCUCUAAUCUCACUGGCCAUGGCUACCCGGACGCCAAUUACCUGGAUAACGUGCUGGCCGAACUGGCUGCCCAGGGCAUCUCUGAGGACAGCACUGCCCAGGAGAAGGACUGAGGCUGGAGGGGCUUUGAGGUGGGGAGGGCGUGGGGACCACGGGACAGGAAGUGGGGAGUCAAGGUAGAAGUCAGUGCCAUGUGCUCCCGGCUCCCACGUCUCCCUCCUGCCCGGUCUCCAUCCCCCUCCCUCCCUCCCAGCCCCAGGGGCAGCCAGGUUGAAUAAGGGGACAUCAUUCAUAAACCUCAUCCAAUAAUACAAAGGGGCCACGGGAUGAGGGCCAUCCUGGGUCUGGUCCCAUGGAGUUUUUGGUGCUGGGCAGGCAAGAACCCCCUCCCCAGCCCCACUGCCCAGGUAGGGGCACAGGCGGCACACUUAGGGUAUGGCCGGUGCGUGGGCACUCCAUACCCCGGCGUGGUGACGCCAAGGUUGUUGCCUCAGCUGGCUUCUUGCUGCUUCCACUCUGCUUCGAGAGCGGAGUUUCUGCUCUUCUCUCCUCCCCUGGAGGCAGGGAGCUCUCACUGUGCAAGGUUGGGGGGUGAAGGGGUGAACGAACCGCUAAAUUGCUGUGACAUGAGACACUGGAUGCCCCAGUGUAGAGUGAGGAAGCGUGUCUUGCCAAGAGGGCCAGAGAAGCAAAGGCUUCGGGAGCACGUCCGGCUCCCGUCAUAGUCCUGGGCUUCUCUGGCCCUCCUUUCCUCCUCACACCUUUGUCCUGUCCAAAGAGGCAUCUGGUUCUCUCGAGUGGGUGGCUGCACUCUGGGACUCCUCUCUGGGGUGGCAUCCUGUGAUGCUGUUUCUAGCCCCUCUCUGAUCCAACCAGAGCCUGCAUCCCACCGAGCGUCCAAACUGUCCUCAGGGAGAGAGGCCGAUAGCCUUCUUCCCAGCCCCUCCCAGACCAGCUCAGAGAUUCCAUGAGUUUCAUCAAGUCACUGUGAGCAGAGCCCGCGCCGGGCUCUGUGCCGUCUGUGUAUGUGCAUGCGGGCGGGUGGGCACCUCGGGGCCCGGUUGGUGUGGCGGCCCGUCGUGUCCCUGCACCCUGUUUUGCAAGAUGCCAAACCCUGAAUCUGAUGGGGAUCAAACAUCCAGGCUGUGGUCCUUUGACUUUCCUCACCCUUUGCCAAACCAUCCCUUAGGAAACUUAGACCCGGAUGGAGUCAGAACUGUGCCUGGGGAGAUGGGAGGAGGGGAGGGGCGGGUUGACCCCUUUUUAUAUUUCUUUUCAAGAUUGGAUCAGAGCCAAUCUCCAUCCAGUCUUGUUUCUAUGAGGGCUUCAAUCUGUCUCAUGCAGAUUUGCUAAUCAGAGCCCAGAGGUGACACUGGGCCUCUUGUCCCCCUCAUCUGUCACUGGUUGACUCAGAGCACGGAGGGAGCCUCUGUAGCUCGUCUCCAACGGGGUUGGGACCACACUGUGGUCUGGUCCAGCCUGCUGCUGGGUUGUGUCCCCAGACCCUGUCUAUCUCCUCCCCAACAUUCCUCUUGCCUUUGGUCCCCAUGAAGGAAUGAAUUGGGGGUCGGGGAGGAGAGAAGGGGGAUCAAGAAGGGAAACCCCAUUCCCCCUUUGAAAGUGGGUUCUUUGAACUAUGUGUUUGGGGGAAGUUCCUCUGGAUACUAAUUUGAAUUUAUAUACCUCAUAUUUUGGGGGUUGGACGUAUAUAUAUGCAUAUAUAUUUCAUUAUAUUUGGAAGGUUUUUAAUGCCGGAAAAAUCAAAACAAAAGAACCUUCAAAAAUGGUACUUAGGUUAGAGCCGGAGGCCAAGCUUUCAGGAGAGCCGGUUCCGUAGCUGCUGGCUGUUGGCCCUGCCGCCAUUUUGACAUUGGUGUGGCCAGUGGAGUCACCUGAGUGUCACCCAGGUCCUGGGACUUGCUGGUGCUGAGCCUUUCCUGGCUUCCCAGAUGGCUCCGGGGACGCUAGUUUUCUCCACCAGAGGGAGCACCAGAGGGAGGAAUCGUUCUGCCCUCUGAGGCCAUGGCCACCAUUGUCUCACCAGCAGACCAGGACUCUGGUCCUCAGUUCGCUGCACCACAGGGCCAUUUCCUGCCACAGUUGGGAAGGAGACACCUGAACUAAAUGGAAGAGACGUCCCUGCAGUGUUUAAUGCCACACCCAUGCCCUUUGCCAGGUUUCCACGUACCAGAGAUCACUGGAGCGCCUCACUGAAGGCUCAGCUCCAUCUCUGCCUUUAGCACCCUCCUCAAGUAUCUGCUGGGCUGCCCGGCCUAGGGGACAAGGAAUAGACUGAGAGUGCGCGGGUAGAAAAACAUAAUGAGGCAGUAGUAGGUGGGGGAGGAAAGAAGACGGGCUGUGCCAACGUAACUGGGCAGUGUGGAGAGAUCCUUUUUCUAGGUGUAGGUGGGGCAGCGGGCACCCAAGAGCAGGAGGAAGAGCACCCGGGAGGACUACAGGGGAGCCGGUGUAUCGGUGGCAAUACCACUUGGAGAGGUAGUCUUCAUACCUUCACGUCUUUCCCCCUAGGUUUUUGAUAGUGUCUUGGCCUCUGUUUCACUUCCACUCCGCUCAGUAGGGGCCACCUCACCCGGUGCAGUCCUUGCGGGACUCCCUGGGCAGAAGGGAUCUUGAAUUUCCUUUCUAACACU